This is a messenger RNA of Adelges cooleyi (spruce gall adelgid), 2018 nucleotides long. RefSeq names its product threonylcarbamoyladenosine tRNA methylthiotransferase. Lineage: Eukaryota; Metazoa; Arthropoda; Insecta; Hemiptera; Adelgidae. Bases 149 to 1711 code for a protein of 520 amino acids. Gene Ontology annotation, biological process: tRNA methylthiolation. The record is from RefSeq and is a predicted model, not a curated record. Gene Ontology annotation, cellular component: endoplasmic reticulum. Gene Ontology annotation, molecular function: tRNA (N(6)-L-threonylcarbamoyladenosine(37)-C(2))-methylthiotransferase activity; 4 iron, 4 sulfur cluster binding. The transcript is spliced from 8 exons.
CACUUGUCUGUUAUCUCUGUGAUAAGUCGGCAAAUGAGAAAAUGAGUUUGAAUAAAUAGAUCCAAAAUAAUUGGUUGAAUACUAUAUUGGCCUGUGUCUUUAGCGUAUUUACAUGUGCGACGUAGAUAGUAUUAUUUAUAUUUAAACCAUGGAAGAUGUGGACGAUAUUGAAGAUUUAAUAUCGGCUGUAGCUGAUGUCGCCGAAACGGGAAGAGAGAAACCUCGGAUUAGCGUUACUACGCGGAUUAAAAACAAAAACAAGAAAGCAAAUGAAAUCAUUCUUCCGUCUCCUCAGGUACCAGGCACUCAAAGUAUAUUCAUAAGAACUUGGGGUUGUUCACACAAUAGUUCAGACGGCGAAUAUAUGGCAGGACUACUGGCGAGUUACGGAUAUACUAUCACAGACGAUAAAGAAAAGGCAGAUUUAUGGAUACUGAAUAGCUGUACGGUGAAAAACCCAGCAGAAGAUCAUUUUAGGAACGAGAUUACUGAUGGUAAAAAAUCAGGAAAGUUUAUUGUAGUCGCUGGUUGUGUUCCUCAAGGUGAUCCUAAAUCUUCAUUUAUUCAAAAUCUGAGCGUGAUCGGUGUACAACAAAUCGACAGAGUAAUAGAAGUCGUGGAAGAAACAUUGAAGGGCCACACCGUACGGUUUUUGGGACAAAAGAAAAUCAAUGGCAAAAAAGACGGUGGCGCUAGAUUGCAGUUGCCUAAAAUUCGUAAAAAUAAGUUAAUAGAAAUUAUAGCUAUAAGCACAGGUUGUUUGAACCAAUGUACUUAUUGCAAAACAAAACACGCUAGAGGAAAUCUUGGCAGUUAUCCUCCUGAUGAAAUAGUGCAAAGGGCUAUCGAGUCUUUUGAAGAAGGAGCUGUAGAAUUAUGGUUGACUAGUGAAGAUACAGGUGCAUACGGACUUGAUAUCGGAACCAAUCUACCAGAGCUUUUAUGGCGUUUAGUCGCUAUUAUACCCGAAGGGUGUAUGAUGAGAAUCGGCAUGACAAAUCCGCCAUACAUCCUAAAUCAUUUGGAGGAAAUUGCAAAAAUUCUGUCACAUCCAAGAGUGUAUGCUUUCCUGCACGUCCCCGUGCAAGCGGGCAGUAACCAAGUUUUAGCAGAUAUGAAACGAGAAUAUUCGAUCGAAGAAUUUGAAACUGUUGUUAAUUUUCUACGACAAAAAGUGCCUGGUGUCUCUAUUGCAACGGACAUUAUAUGUGGGUUCCCGACUGAAACCGAGGAGGAUUUUGCAGAAACUAUGAGAGUUUGUGAAAAAUAUAAGUUUCCUAGUCUAUUUAUUAAUCAAUUUUACCCUCGAAAAGGAACUCCAGCAGCUCGGAUGCCUAAAAUACCACCAGAUUUGGUAAAACAUAGAACCAAACGACUUACUGACUUGUUUCAUUCAUACACCACGUACGACCAUAGAGUUGGCGAAUUACAAAAUAUAUUAAUUACCGAAGAGGCAAAAAGUGGUACUGAGUUGAUCGGACAUAAUAAAUAUUAUGAACAGGUACUGAUUGCAAACAGGCCUGAAUUAAUGGGAAAAUUUGUUACAGUUAUUGUGAGAUCAGCAAAGAAACAUUGUUUGAUAGCCGAUACUGUACAAGACCAAACUGUAUUAAAAAAGAAAAACGAUUUAAAUGCUAAACUGCACUUUAUUUGGCCGGUUUUUGCACUGAUAUUUUGCAUUUUAGCAAGAUUGUUUUGGAUGUUACUUUGAUGUACAUCAGUUUGAAAAAUUCUAUUGAAGUAUUAACAUAAUAGUAUUAACUUCAUGACCUCCACGUAACUUCGACUUCGUCUGUUCUAAACCUGACAAAAUAACAUUUAAUUUACUUUUAAAACUUUAGUUAGUUUUCAUAUUAUUAUAUAAUUGUAAUUUAGUUUAAUGCUAUUACGGUACCUUUGAGUGCAAAAUGUAUCUUCCCAAGUCGUUUUAUAUCCACUUGUAUACAUUAAAGCUCCGGUAUGGGCAAUCAUAACACCAUUGUCUAUACAGAACCUGUACAAGCAAUAAACAUGAAAUU